GAAGUACGUCCUUCGUUUUCUACCAACAAAAAGAAUGAUCGGGUUUAAGGGAAUUCUUACAGAGGUGCCGGAAGAUGUGUGGAAUAGCGCUGUUGGUUUCCGGAAUUCGCAUAGACAUAUCGUCUCUUCUCCCUAAUUUCAUCUUUCCAACACCUCAAUUUAAUCAAAAGACUUUAGUUUCAGAGGAGGGUAUUAAAUCUGUUCUGCUUAGAAGAGGUCCAGAUAGCUUAGGGAGUAAGAGUGUGAUUAUUCAUCCCAAAACCUCAAUCUAUGGUGAAGGGGAAUGUGAAAUCGUUGCUACAGCUGGUGAUGAAAAUUAUAAUGAAGUAACUGACAGCAGGUUCAGCAAUGGAGGUGUUGGAGAAUUGCAUGGUGAAUUACGAUUUAUUGGGGCUACAUUGCAACUCAGAGGCGUCAAUCCUAUUGUUCAGCCUUUGGUCGAUGAUUGCGGGAACAUUCUUGUAUACAAUGGUGAAAUAUUUGGAGGAAUUCGUGUGGCUUGUGAUGAAAACGAUACAGAGAGUCUCAUGCAAUCCUUGAGAGGAGGCUGUGGUAUUGUAAAUGGACAAUAUAAAUCAAUCCCUGACGUACUUUCUCGCAUCAAAGGGCCAUGGGCUAUGAUAUAUUGGCAGAAUAGUUUGAAAACCUUGUGGUUUGGAAGAGAUGCAUUUGGUAGGCGGAGCCUUCUUGUUCACUGGCCUACACAGGAGGACUCUCGGUUUCUGCUAUCUUCUGUGUCACCGCCUUCUUUAACAUUGGAAAGAUCUGGCUGCAGUACCUAUGAGCAAUGUGAUAACCUGGGCUUCUGGGAAGAACUUCCUUGUGGAGUGUACAGUUUGUCUAUUGGUGCUUCUGAAACCAAUGGAGAAUUAUUUGCUAACGUUACAAAGCAUGAUUGGGCUAAUCCAAAUCUUAAAGAACUGAUUAGGUGGGAGAGGAAAUUCAUACAACCCAGCCCUGUUGAAUUGCAAAUUCCUCAGAUAAAGAUUUCUUGUUGGCAGCAGGAUAUUUGUCCCAAUGGUACUGGUCAUAUUUUGUGUUCGUCUACAUUGAAUGUACAAAAAGUGGUGACGGCAUUGAAGGAAUCUGUAAUGAGACGGACUUCAAGAGAUACAGUUUAUCAGGCAGUGCACAAAAACUGUUCUCCGAUAGCACUGCUCUUUUCUGGUGGAUUGGAUUCUAUGAUACUUGCAGCAUUGUUGGAUCAGUGCAUAGAUGCCAACUACGCAAUUGAUCUGCUUAAUGUAAGUUUUGAUGGUCAGUAUGCUCCUGAUAGAAUUUCAGCCAGGGCAGGUCUUAAGGAACUCCAAAGAAUUGCCCCAUCAAGACGAUGGAGACUUGUAGAAAUUGAUGCUGAUCUACAGAAAUUAACCUCUGAAACAAAACAUGUCAUGUCACUCAUAAAUCCUGCGAAGACCUACAUGGACCUGAAUAUUGGAAUAGCACUAUGGCUGGCAGCUGGUGGUGAUGGUUGUCUGUAUCAAAACAUGAUGAACAGUAGUAAUGCUGAAUUAUGUGAACGUGUCAAGUACAAGUCUGAAGCCAGGAUUCUCCUGGUAGGCUCUGGUGCAGAUGAGCAGUGUGCUGGAUAUGGCCGGCACAGGACAAAGUUCAGAAAUGGAAGUUGGCAAGGGCUGUGUGAGGAAAUGAAACUAGACAUGCAAAGGAUUUGGAAAAGGAAUCUUGGACGAGAUGAUAGAUGCAUAGCAGACAAUGGCAAGGAGGCUAGGUUUCCUUUCUUGGAUGAGGAUGUGAUAAGGGCAUUACUUGAUAUUCCUCUGUGGGAGAUUGCUGACCUGAAUCGACCAAGUGGUGUUGGUGAUAAGAUGAUCCUAAGAGAGAUUGCCCGAGUGCUUGGAUUAUCUGAAGCUGCUUCUCUGCCGAAAAGAGCAAUCCAGCAUCUUCAACGAUUUAAAGCGCCCUUUUAUUUUCCAAAAACGGAAAAUUGUAUGUCCAUACUACGGAGUAUGACUGUAUGAGGUAGCUGUAGCUUGCCUGUCAUAUACAAUCUAUAAAACUUCUCUGUACAGUUCGGUUCCAGGAUAGCACGGGAGUCGAACCGCAAGAACUUUGGAAGCAAUCGUGCAGCGAAUCAAGCAUCUGCUGGAAGUGUAGAUAUAAUAUAUUUGGGCCAUCAAACUAAUACUUAGAACACUUCUCUCUCUCAUCAUGGCCUUAAAAUGAGUAGAGCAUGUGAUGUAUUUUAUAACUAGCAACAAGAUGGUAACUCUUUGUACUCUAAACAGCUCUAGUUUCAUCUCAAGAUAUUCAAGGGAUCUUUGAUGAAACGAGGCUUCAGAAGGGAAUGCAGAGAUAACUAGCUACCAGCUGUUGAGAUAAAUACCUUAAUCUCACCUUAGCAAUUUCCAAAUUAAGGUAUUUAAAAAUGCUUUGAUCUAUAACACAGAAAAUGUGUAUUGAUAGAUGUAGUAUUAUUUAGAAAACUAUGCUUUUUGUAUGACACCCUACACAAAAAUGAUAUUUGUAAUUUUGUAUGCACACAUUCAUAUAUCUGCAUAAUUGGGGCACCAUAAGUAGUCAUUCAUAUUGAUUGAAUUUGAAUCGUUA
This is a messenger RNA of Cuscuta epithymum, 2568 nucleotides long. The record is from the annotation of a GenBank genome assembly. Lineage: Eukaryota; Viridiplantae; Streptophyta; Magnoliopsida; Solanales; Convolvulaceae.